This is a messenger RNA of Schizophyllum commune H4-8, 957 nucleotides long. RefSeq lists its product as uncharacterized. The transcript has a single exon. The record is from RefSeq and is a predicted model, not a curated record. Bases 315 to 776 code for a protein of 153 amino acids. Lineage: Eukaryota; Fungi; Basidiomycota; Agaricomycetes; Agaricales; Schizophyllaceae.
CCACCACCUCGCCGCCCGCGCCGCUGCCCCGCCCGCCCUUCCGCCCUCCCCUCUCCUCCUCUCAUCACUAACACGAGAUAAGACGCGUUCUACGCGUUCUCCACGCGCCAAAUGCGUGUCUGACGCGUGUCCGACGUCGGCCGAGCAAGCAACACCUAGGGACCGCCUGCGGCGCGCGGCUACGUGCUGGGGCACGGAUAAGUCGCCCAAGGUGUAGGGGAAGAUGCCAAUGCAUCUCGCAGGUGCGCCACUGCGCUUUGCGCCCCGGAAUUCUAUUAACACAUCAUUUCUCCAUCUCUCAGCCUUUCUACAGGAUGUCUCCCCAUAGCGCGCCUGACGCUAUGGGGCGGUGUUUUAUCCAGUCUCCACCACGCUCCUCCCCUUCCCCGAUGCCGAAACGCGUCCCCGUGUCGAGCACGGCCCGUUCGAGUACCCACCGCACUGGCGAAUUCGCGGUGCUGGGCUCGGCACGGGAUGCGUAUAUCGACGCUCCUAGGCCGUCAUGGCUUAGGAGCUGUCGAGGCCCGCAAGCGCUAGGCCGCUCGCUCGCAAUCGCGCAGGUGCACACUCGCUGGCCGGCGCGCGACCGUGUGACCGCGGUCACACACCUCUCCCCCAACCACCACCACCACUACCACCACCUGCGCCACCUCUCCCGCGCGCGGUCUUCCUUCCGCCUGCGCUUCUCGCCCCCAGCAACCCCCCUACCUCAAGUCCCCGCAGCCUACCCCCUACCUCACGGUGGCCCGCGCUCGCGCCCACCAGCCGUGCCCUAACAACCACCUCAACAGCAAUGCCCGCCGAGCAGCGCGCCUCCAGCCACCACCCCCCUCCUCUCCCUAUACCCUCCUAAGCACGCGUGAGUAGGCGCACUCGCUCUUGCGCGCUGCCUAGCGUGGGUCGCGCCGGCGAAAAAUUUUCGCCUGCGCUUUUUGUCCCUUUUCUGCACAUCCCCAG